Molecule: messenger RNA, 2104 nt
Organism: Melanaphis sacchari
Lineage: Eukaryota; Metazoa; Arthropoda; Insecta; Hemiptera; Aphididae
Product: facilitated trehalose transporter Tret1-2 homolog
Exons: 2
Coding region: 305-1861 (518 amino acids)
Biological process (GO): transmembrane transport
Cellular component (GO): membrane
Molecular function (GO): transmembrane transporter activity
Source: RefSeq, a predicted model, not a curated record
ACGAGUAAGGUACUGGUAUUUAGUUUUAGUCUGCUGCUGCUGAGAGUGCUGCAAGCAGUCUCGUAACGAAAAAAAAAACGCGCAACCACAUUAUAUAUAAGGUGCAUUACCUAAGUUUACAACUUUAAACGUUUCGUUUACGUCCGCAAACGCGCAUCGGGUUUUUCAAUACUUUUUUAAUUUUUUUAGUAAUUUUUUUUUUUAAAUUUUUAUUGAAACAGUUGUUAAUCGAUAUCCUUUAAACACAUUUUUAAUCAAAAAACACCUAAAAAAUAAACUAACUAAAGUAACUAAACGUUUUAAAAUGCACAAUUUUAUAGGAAGCAAAUUUAAGGCCAACUGUAGACAAUUAUUCGCAGCAAUUUCAGUGAAUCUCGUCACGUUUUCGUUUGGAGUCUACACGGGAUGGUCAUCGACGGUUGCGCCUAUGCUUAAAGAUCCAAAGCAGACUCCGCUCGACCAUGUGAUAACGGACAACUCGAUUUCUUGGGCUUGCAGCUGGGGUAUGCUCAGUGCUAUACUGGGCACGUUCUUCUGGGGAAUGUUAGCGGACAACUUCGGCCGGAAGACCACAGGUUUCCUGACCAUGUUACCGUACCUGAUCAGCUGGAUCAUCCUGUUGGUGGUCAAAACGGAGACGGCGCUGAUGGUGUCCCGGUUCCUGGGUGGCCUGGGAGCCAGUGGGGCGGCGAUAAACUGCCCAAUGUACGUUGGUGAAGUGAGCGACGAAGCCAUGAAAGCCGGGCUAGGUUCGCUGUUUAUACUCAUGUACAACAUCGGCGUGCUGUACGUCUACGUGUUCGGCGUGCUGGUCAACUACACCUAUUUGAACGUAGCCUGUCUUGCCAUCAGCUUGCUAUUCAUGGUGGUGUGGUUCUACGUGCCCGAGUCGCCGAUAUUCCUCAUUCAAAAGAAGCGGAUGGACGAGGCGAGGCGGUCGCUCAUGUGGUUCCGGGGCAAGGACAACGACAAAGAGGUGAGCGAGGAGAUGGACUCGAUGAUGCGGCACAGUGACCAGACGGACAAGGCCAAGCUGUCCGAUUACAAGAAACGCGGCACGGUUAAGGCGCUGCUCAUCGGCCUGGUAUUCCAAGCGGGCACGCAGUUCAGCGGCAUAAACAUCAUACUCAUGUACACGGUGGAGAUAUUCAAGAGCAGCGGUAGCAAGAUGUCCCCACACUCGUGUACCAUACUGGUGGGCGUGGUGCAAGUCAUUGGGUCCGCGGUUGCGACGUUUAUAGUGCACAGGGCCGGUCGGAAGUUCUUCCUCAUGGUCACGUACGGGGUCACCGCCCUGGCACUGAUCACUAUCGGGACGUGUUUCUACAUCAACAAAGUGGACCCGUCCAUCAACACCGGCAUACUGCCCGUGUUCAGCCUGUCGGUGCACGUGAUCGCGUUCUCGCUGGGCCUGGGCAUGGUGCCGUACAUCAUCUACACCGAGGUAUUCCCGGCCAACGUGCGCAAUAUAUGCAUGUCCAUGCUGAUGUUCUUCAAUAACGUGCUGGGCUUCGCCAUCAUCAAGGCGUACCCGUCCAUGUCGAACACGUUGCACACGUCCGGCUACUUCUGGAUGUUCGGCGCCGUGUGCCUGGCUGUCGUGCCCUACACCUACUUGUUCGUGCCUGAGACCAAGGACAAGUCGUACGACGAGAUCCGCCGUGAGCUGCUGGUGUGGUUCCCGGACAGGAAGCACAAGGACAAGGCGGCGGCGAUGGACAAGGAGGCCACCGGGGACCAGGCGGACGUUGGCGUAGAUAACAGCGUGGUCGUGGUAGAGGCCACCGAAAUGAGAGUCUGCAUGGGCAGGGACCAGAAUUGCUUCACGACACCCCAACGCGCACGCGACAACGUCGAAUAAUAACAGACACAUGGGUUUAAACGUUCCUGUGCGUGUACACUGCUGCGGCACGUAUACACGAGUAAAGGCCACUACUAUAUUAUUAUCAUUAUUAUUAUUAUAAUUAUUAUGUAGUGUCUAAUAUCUGUGAAUAUAACUGAUUUACGUGAGGAGAGAAGAGGGAGAGAGAAAAUGUAAAAAAAAAUCGAGUAGAAAAAACUACCUUUUUUUUUAUUUUUUUGUAUUUUUACGCCACAAAGUUUG